CGGUUAACUUUGACCCAAAGACAACCUCUUCUCUCCCGCUUCCCUCGCUGUGAAGAUGGCGCUCUCCAGGGUGUGCUGGGCUCGGUCGGCCGUGUGGGGCUCGGCAGUCACCCCUGGACAUUUUGUCACCCGGAGGCUGCAACUUGGUCGCUCUGGCCUGGCUUGGGGGGCCCCUCGGUGAGGGACCUGUAGCGAGAAAAGCAUUUUUGACGUCCAGGCUGUUUCAGUGUCUCAACCUUGCUUGCAUUCUGUCUCUUAAUUCUCAGAGUUCCACGCCUUGGCCCUGGAAUUUUUAUUCUUCUGCUCAGGAUUCAAACUCCGAUCCCCCCUAGUGACCCGGCUUCCUGACCCUCUGUACUCUCAGUGCCCCAUAUUGUCUGGUUUCCUCGCGUGUCCUGAGCUCAUCUUUCAGCCUCACUUUUUCGGCUCAGGUUUUACCGCUACUGUCUCGAUUCCACCUCUUUCUGACUUAGCCUGCAGUUCAAAUUGUCCCACAGGCAUUGCGCUCUCUCCCGAGGCAUACCCUGAGUUCCUUUCCUGCCCCUGGCCUUUGCCUGAUUUGUGUUUCACAGUCUGAUUGCCUAUCUCUUCUUGACCCCAAGACCCUCCUUGGGUUUCAGAAGUGUCAAGCCUUGGGAUACAAUCUCCGAGACUCCUGCUUUACAUUAGGGACUCAAGGCGUGAGGGAGCUUCUAGGACUGAUUCCCAGAUAGUCUCUUUGAUCUUCCUUGUAGGUCUUCAAAGCUUCACCUUUCUCCAAAGGCAGAUGUGAAGAACUUGAUGUCUUAUGUGGUAACCAAGACAAAAGCGAUUAAUGGGAAAUACCAUCGUUUCUUGGGUCGUCAUUUUCCCCGCUUCUAUGUCCUGUACACAAUCUUCAUGAAAGGAUUACAGAUGUUAUGGGCUGAUGCCAAAAAGGCUAGAAGAAUAAAGACAAAUAUGUGGAAGCACAAUAUAAAGUUUCAUCAACUUCCAUACCGGGAGAUGGAGCAUUUGAGACAGGUAUUAUUUCCAUUCCACCUUUUGCCAACUACCUGGUCUUCUUGCUAAUGUACCUGUUUCCCAGGCAACUACUGAUCAGGCAUUUCUGGACCCCAAAACAACAAACUGAUUUCUUAGAUAUCUAUCAUGCUUUCCGGAAGCAGUCCCACCCAGAAAUUAUUAGUUAUUUAGAAAAGGUCAUCCCUCUCAUUUCUGAUGCAGGACUCCGGUGGCGUCUGACAGAUCUGUGCACCAAGAUACAGCGUGGUACCCACCCAGCAAUACAUGAUAUCUUGGCUCUGAGAGAGUGUUUCUCUAACCAUCCUCUGGGCAUGAACCAACUCCAGGCUUUGCACGUGAAAGCCUUGAGCCGGGCCAUGCUUCUCACAUCUUACCUGCCUCCUCCCUUGUUGAGACAUCGUUUGAAGACUCAUACAACUGUGAUUCACCAACUAGACAAGGCUUUGGCAAAGCUGGGGAUUGGCCAGCUGACUACUCAGGAAGUAAAAUCGGCUUGUUAUCUCCGUGGCCUGAAUUCUACGCAUAUUGGUGAAGAUAGGUGUCGAACUUGGCUGGGAGAAUGGCUGCAGAUUUCCUGCAGCCUGAAAGAAGCUGAGCUGUCUCUCUUGCUGCACAACGUGGUCCUGCUCUCCACCAACUACCUUGGGACAAGGCGCUGAAUGAACCAUGGAGCGGAUGGCGUUGUCCUGCAGUCGCAUAGUAUAGCAGUGCAGGAACAAACAGCACUUGCCAGCGAAGUCUGUGUGUACUGUUAAGUGUGUGGGAGGCAGAGAGAGGAGCAGGGGCCAUGGGCCUCACAGCAUGGCACACAUGUGGGAACUGCAGACAUUCCCCUCACAGCUAGAACUGAAACAAACCCUCUUGCCAGGGGUGGCCCGUGUGAGGUGUCAUCCCGUCCCCCUCAUAAUUACUAAUAGCUGGAACUGGCAGCAGCCUCUGCUGGGCUUUUACUGUGAUGUGUUCAGUUCAUGUCCUAGAAAGUCAGCUUUUGCCCCAGGUGGGAAUCCCUAUUUGGCUUAGGACUGAUCCACUUCCAUGUUACUUACGUCUGUGGGUUUUUGUUGUUGCUGUUAGAAAAUUUGUGGCUGUCGAGAACAGCACUCCUUUGGCUGGAGCACUCGUGUCCGUGCAUGUACUUCAGUGUUUCCCUCCAUCCUUUCUGAUACGACCAAAAAUCAAGUUGUUUUGUUUUUUGUCCCCUACACUGGCAUAGGCUAACCACUUCCUUUCUUUUUCAAACCCUCUGAACACCUUUUUUUGAUGGGUACCUUGCAGGAAUAUUCUAUUGGAAAAGAUAACAGGAAGUAAAAGUGCUUCUUGACCCCUUCCUCAAUGUUUCUAGCCUUCACUCUCCGUUGUCUUUUCUGGGCUGUAUUACAGCCCCCUGUGGAUCUUCAACUCUGCUGCCUCCACUGUGAUGCAGCGGUCCAACUGUAACUGACAGUGGCUGCCUUCUCUGGGCCAUGGAUCGCACCUGUAAGGUACUAACUACUGCCCAGCCUGGGGAGAUCAGGAGAGGUCUGCAUAGAGUUAGUAAGUUGGGUUUAGCUUUUGUGUGUGCAUCAGUGACUUAUAGUUCUGUAAUAACUUACUGUAAAUGCAUGAAGCACUGUUUUUAAACCCAAGUAAAGACUGCUUGAAACCUGUUGAUGGAAAUGA
Molecule: messenger RNA, 2661 nt
Organism: Nomascus leucogenys (northern white-cheeked gibbon)
Lineage: Eukaryota; Metazoa; Chordata; Mammalia; Primates; Hylobatidae
Gene: LETMD1
Product: LETM1 domain containing 1
Exons: 8
Coding region: 1050-1661 (203 amino acids)
Biological process (GO): intracellular monoatomic cation homeostasis
Cellular component (GO): mitochondrial inner membrane
Molecular function (GO): ribosome binding
Source: RefSeq, a predicted model, not a curated record